Molecule: messenger RNA, 1410 nt
Organism: Dromiciops gliroides (monito del monte)
Lineage: Eukaryota; Metazoa; Chordata; Mammalia; Microbiotheria; Microbiotheriidae
Product: zinc finger protein 74-like
Exons: 6
Coding region: 953-1279 (108 amino acids)
Biological process (GO): regulation of DNA-templated transcription
Source: RefSeq, a predicted model, not a curated record
UAGAGUGGAAGACUCAUUCCAGGGGCCAAGGCCUUCCACAUGAUGGAGGGCAAAGCUCAGGGAGGAGAGGUAGGCAGGGUCUGAGUAAAGGGAACAUUUCUGCCUUCGCAGUUGGAUGGGAAGGGCAUGACUUUUCAGACUGGAAGGACUUCCCCAGGGUGGUCUGACUAGAGGCAAGGACCCUGGGAUCUGUGAUUAUUUUGCCCUCGCUUGGAGCUGAAAUCAUUCUGCCUUCCCUUACAGCUGAGAUCCUCUGCCCUCUGGAAGCCAUCUCUGUGCAUGCAGUUCCUAGAAAUCUCUGCAGACCAGCCUCCUGCCCAGGAAGAGAGAGAAAAGGUGCCUCCCCCUCUGGGAUUCUUCUCAGCUGAGCCUGCAGAGGACCUAGGCCUGGUCUAAGGAGAGAGAGCCCGGAGCCAGAGGGAAUGGCCCCUGGGAGCCACAGACCCCCACCCCAGAAAAAUGCCAAGGCUAUGGACCAAAGACCUAUGGUGCAUCUCAACUACUCAGUGAGGAAGGGGACACACUGGUAAAUGAUAAGGACAUGGGCUGAAUACAUCCAUAAUCAUCUCAAUAGACUGUCAUCAAUCAAUCAUGAAGCCACUGGCCAUUUACCUCAGGUUGAAGUCAAUCCCUCUCUAACCAAAUUUCCAACUGAAGAAGUUUGAAUGCCAUUAGCUCCUCCCCUCUGACAAAGCAUCUGGUGCUGAUUUUAUUCCAGCUGAGAUUUACAGUGUGUGGGUCCAUUGCUCCUACAAACCUUGGCUAACGUUUUCUGGAGUACAUGGAAAGAGGAAGUUAUCCCCCAGGAGCUCAGGGAUGCCUCCAUUGUCCAUGUGUAUGAAGGUAAAGGAAAUGGAUUGUCCUGUGACUAUCAGAGGAGACUCUCUCUCCAUCACUGCUGGCAAGAUUCUUUCCACAGUCGUCCUAAACCGGCUGAGCCUUCCCAUGGAAGAUGGUCAUCUACCUGAGAGCCAGUGUGGCUGUAGAAAUGGCUGAGGAAUGGCGUUUGCUCCCUGACAAUGGCAGGAUCAAUGCAAGGGGCAGAGCAGAGGAGUUGGUGACCUUCAAGGAUGUGGCUGUGGAUUUCACCCAGGAGGAGUGGUGCCUCUUGGACCAUCCUCAGAGAGAGCUGUACAAGGAGGUCAUGCUGGAGAAUGCCCAGAACCUGCUCUCUGUGGGACUUCCAGUUUCUAGAGAAGAUUUGCGCUAUCCUUUCCAGGAAGGGGAAUCACUAGGGAUGGUAGAACACAAAGGUCCAAGGAACUCCUGUCUAGUUUGACUAAUGUGAAGAUGCCUGGCAUGCCUGCACAUGUGUGACUUGUAUUGAAUUGCUUGAUUUCUUAGAGUGGGUGAGGGAGGGAAGGAGGAAGAAAAAUUAGGACACAAAAUUUUUUUUUACAUCAAUGUGAA